Molecule: messenger RNA, 3016 nt
Organism: Leptidea sinapis
Lineage: Eukaryota; Metazoa; Arthropoda; Insecta; Lepidoptera; Pieridae
Product: tubulin glycylase 3A-like
Exons: 10
Coding region: 158-2842 (894 amino acids)
Biological process (GO): cilium assembly; protein polyglycylation; cilium movement
Cellular component (GO): cilium
Molecular function (GO): protein-glycine ligase activity, initiating
Source: RefSeq, a predicted model, not a curated record
GUCAUUGUUAUUAAUAUUACAAAUGACAGUAAAUUUACAGUUUCAAAAUUACUUACAAUAUUAAAAUUCAAGAUCUAAUGAAAAUUAUUUGACCCAGUUCCCUAAUUACCAUCCUUGUCGUCAACUAAAAACAGCUUCUUUAUACAAUACAUUACUCAUGGCUGUAACUAUGGAAAUCGAAGAGAGUGUUUCGGACUCUAAGCUUCAUAAGUCCAGUACAUCAAAAAAGGAACUAAGACCUUCCAGCGCUGUAUCUUUAUCCAAAUCUGAUCAUGGACCGGUGCAAACUUCCGCUUCCAUAGACCAGUUAAAGCAAUAUAAGAGUUGGGUAUCUGCGGAAAGGUGGAAUGAAUUAAAGAAGCUUUCCGAAAUAGCUAUGAGAGACCAUAAGGUAUUUAUGAUAAAAGGAGGAGGUUUUCCUGCUGUACGUCGCGCGCUUUUGGAAAGGGGAUGGGUUGAAAAAUAUGAAACUCAUAAGGUUCGUCAUCCACCAGCUAACGUUGAUCCGAAAAAGGCAACAGGGAAAGAGUUAACGAAAGUUGAACGGAUGAUAUUAUACAAGUUUAUGGAACAUCAUUCAGUCGAUUUUCUUUGGACGACGAAGCGCGAUAAGUACGACUGGCUGCUCAGCAACAAAGAAGUUAUUAUCAGCAGAUUCUGCAGGUCUGUAUUUACCACCAAGGAAGGUCUCACAUCGUCACUGACACAAAUGCAUUGGUAUACAGAACCUGGUAUUGCGUAUACUAGAUUUCCUCGUUGCUAUAAUAUUCAUAGUUCCGAAAGCCUAGAAGAAUUUAUUGAUGACUUUAGAAUAACAGCUUGUAUUAGUCUUCUUAAAUGGCUCACUAAUACGCUGUCACCUAAGGGUGAGAUAGCCGUCGUAUCACCUCAGGGUAAGGUUCCAUUUAGUGCACUGGACUUUGCAAUUACCAGGCUUAAUGAAUAUGUGUCAUUUUAUACACAUAAGGAUAUUGAUAAUAUAGAGGAUCAGGCACAACAUAUCUGGGAACAUGAAUGGGACCAAUUUCUGACUCAUCACUAUCUUUUAGUACAUGAGAAUGCCAAGAUUGCGGAAGACAAAACUAUAAACAUAAGACAACUUGAAAGAAGAGCUUCUAAAGUGUUGGCUACUAUGAUAAAUUAUUGGCCCCAAAUUGAAAUUGAUGGUGUUCUCAAUAUAUGGAUCGUAAAACCAGGAAAUAAAUGCAGAGGCAAAGGCAUACAAUUAAUGAAUAACAUUAAAGAUAUUAUUAGUUUGAUUAAUAUUCCAGCACAGAAAACCAGAUACGUUGUUCAAAAAUAUAUCGAAAAUCCAUUGGUUAUUUACAAUACAAAAUUUGAUAUUCGGCAAUGGUUUUUAAUAACAAAUUGUCAACCAUUAACAAUUUGGGUGUACAAAGACAGUUAUUUAAGGUUUAGUUCACAAAUAUUUAGCCUGUCAAAUUACCAUGAAUCUGUACAUCUCACCAAUAAUGCGAUUCAAACCAAAUACAAAAACAAUGAUGAUCGAGAUAAAGCCUUGCCUGAUGAGAAUAUGUGGGAUUGUCACACGUUUAAAACGUACUUAAGACAGAUAGGAAAACCGGAGUUGUGGGAUAGCAAAAUCUACCCUGGAAUCAAACAGUGCUUAAUAGGAGCAAUGUUAGCAUGUCAAGAUUCGAUGGAUAAGCGACAGAAUAGUUUCGAGUUAUAUGGCGCAGAUUUCAUGUUGACCGAAGAUUUUACUCCGUGGCUAAUUGAAAUUAAUUCAAGUCCAGAUUUAGCGCCAACCACGUCAGUAACUGCAAGACUUUGCCCACAAUGUCUUGAGGAUGUUAUCAAAGUUGUUUUAGAUAAAAAAAAUAAUCCGGAGGCUGAUACGGGGACAUUCGAAUUGGUUUAUCGCCAAGUAAUUCCAAAAGCUCCUGCUUAUCUUGGAUUACAAUUGUGUAUUAACGGUAAAAAAGUUAUCAAAAAGACCAAGGAAAAGAGGCAUGAAUCAAGAAACGGUACACCAUUACCUACGCCUGUAACAGCUGGUGAUGUAAUAAUAGAAUCUGACCAACCUGUUCCCCCUGAAUACAAUGGACCAAUAAUAACAGAUUUUCUGAACUGGCUUAAUCCAUACGAUACGUUAGCUACUGAUAAAGAUGGUAUAGUGUUAGCUUCCAAGGAUUCACUUACGGUACGACAGGCUGUUACUGUUAUAAAAUCAAAUAUAAAUAAUAAAAACAGUUCAAAAAAGCGUAAAACAUCCGCCAUCUCUUCUAGGACUCAUCGAAGAAAACGAGAAAGAGACACAGAAUCUAAGCGGUGCAUCAAAUCUCAUUCAUGUUACCAACCUGAAGAUAAUCGAUUAAUAGAACAGAAUGGUCAAAUAUACGUGUCAGCAUCGACUAGUAAGUUGAACAAAACUCUAACGAAUAGAUCGGUUGGUAAUAAACGUUGCUAUAUAGAUCCUGUUGAAUGGGAACGAGAGUCUGCAAGUAUACACAGACCGACGAUAUCAGUUCAAAACAAGGUUCUUGAUAUGAAUGAACUAGGUUCCUCUACACGACAAACUAAGUCAGGGAUAUUAAACUUCCAUCCCACUAACAGACACUGUUUGACAUCUCUAAAUUCGCAUAGUUUAAGUAAUGAUUUGAAUUCAACAAAAAAGUUAACUGCCAUAGGUAAGAGCAUUCGUAAGUUAAGAGAAGAGAGUGAAGUUAAAGAAGUAUCCAUGACUUUCUCCAAAAGUUGCACCUCAGUUUUUACGCCGCGGCCGUACAGAGUAGCGAAGACUCCACUGAAUGAUAUGUUGAACUUUACCCAAAAGAAAACGACUAAUAUUACUAGACAAAUUGGUAAAAAUGUGUUCUAAUAACAUACUGAAAUAUAUACUCAGACACUAUAUAAUAUUUAAUAGACAGAAUUUUAGUCCUAAUUUUAUUACAGCUGUAGAUUUUUAUAGAAAUUGAAUCUAUUAUUACUCAUUCCAUUUGAAUUGUUAUUGCUCACUGAAAUAAAGCGACUAUUGUUUUCCUAAUCCAUACUA